This is a messenger RNA of Talaromyces proteolyticus, 357 nucleotides long. RefSeq lists its product as uncharacterized. The coding region runs from base 1 to 357 and encodes 118 amino acids. The transcript has 2 exons. The record is from RefSeq and is a predicted model, not a curated record. NCBI's taxonomy places the organism in Eukaryota, Fungi, Ascomycota, Eurotiomycetes, Eurotiales, Trichocomaceae.
AUGCCGCAAAAAGAGAGACCAUGCCGGAAUUGUGCGCUCGCAAAUAAGGCAUACACAUACGCCGUUCGUGACCGAAAGGUGACCGUUCUGGAAAGCUACCUCAGUGAUCUUGAGGGCGUUUUGCUCCGCCUAAGGAUGACAAGGACGCCUGGCUUGGGCGCUGCUAAUACUUCCGAGCAAGGGCCGGGUCUGGAGAUAGCUGUCGACCAGUUUGACCCUAUCAUGGAGGACACUACUGCAGAGGUCUUUGUAUCAAAGCCGAAGCAGAUUCCGAUUUCGAAUUGUUCUGCGAUGCUCGGGGCACAAUUGGAGAGUAACGAUUCGCAACCGGAGUCAAUACGCCCCCCCCAAAUAUGA